UCGUGACAAGUAGGUGAGCCCUGCUCGCAUCCCGCCAGUACUGUCAAGUUGGCGUUUCUAUAGGCAGCCGCUUCAGGGCCUUGUGAAAAUGUCCGAGUCCCCAGGACACGUCCAGGGAUCGCUAGCUGCCGUGUACGAGUCUCUCCAGACGUCAGUCCUACAGCUGUUCACGGACCCAACCCAACUGUCCCCGGGCCAGGCUGUGCUGGUCGCCGCCUCUGCGCUGUUUGUCGGGGCGGUGGUGUGGACCUGCUGCGGCGGGCAGAGGCGGACAAAAGUCAAGCUACGGGCAGAGUUUACACCAGGAAAAGUGUACUACCACGCACCACCACCUGUGAAGGCCAUCCCAUGUCUGACUCCGUUUGGUAUGAAGCUGGAGACAUAUCUGCGUAUGGCUGAUAUUCCAUACGAGCCCAUGUAUGGGAGGAGUAUGGGCCCAAAGGGGAAAAUCCCAUGGAUAGAGUACAACGGGGAAGCCAUGGGAGACUCUGGUUUCAUCAUGGAGUUCCUGAACAGGGAGAAAGGUGUGGACCUGAACCAGACCCUGAGUGAUGCAGACAAGGCUGUCGGCAGGGCCUUCACUAAGAUGGUGGAGGAGAACACAUACUGGUAUGAGGGCUACCAAUUGCAAUAUUGUAAACUGCACGUAGGUACACAUAUACAUGUAGGUUAAGGACUUAAAGACAGG
Branchiostoma floridae (Florida lancelet) is the source of this 688-nucleotide messenger RNA. RefSeq names its product failed axon connections homolog. The record is from RefSeq and is a predicted model, not a curated record. The transcript has 3 exons. Bases 89 to 673 code for a protein of 194 amino acids. Gene Ontology annotation, cellular component: cytoplasm. NCBI's taxonomy places the organism in Eukaryota, Metazoa, Chordata, Leptocardii, Amphioxiformes, Branchiostomatidae.